This is a messenger RNA of Morus notabilis, 7391 nucleotides long. RefSeq names its product glutamate synthase [NADH], amyloplastic. NCBI's taxonomy places the organism in Eukaryota, Viridiplantae, Streptophyta, Magnoliopsida, Rosales, Moraceae. The transcript is spliced from 22 exons. Gene Ontology annotation, molecular function: iron ion binding; iron-sulfur cluster binding; glutamate synthase (NADH) activity. The record is from RefSeq and is a predicted model, not a curated record. The coding region runs from base 584 to 7225 and encodes 2213 amino acids.
UAAAAGAGCACAGAGGCUCCAGCUCGCUAGUUUGCCUCGCUGCCUGCUUGCUCUCUCUGUUUUCCUCUUCUUUCUUUCGUUUUUUCGCUCGUUUUCCGGGAAACCCGUGGUGGUUUUUUUUUUUUUUUUUUUUCUCUCUCUUCGUUCGAGAUCUUCGGAGCCGUCUCUUCAACAAGAUUCCGCCGACGAAGGAGGAGGAGAAGAACGAAGCAGAUUUUGUAAAGCGAACUCCUUGCAACUUCUCGAUCCUCUCAGCGGUCGAGACCUCCCUUUUUCUGUUUGUUUCCCUGGAAAAUAGAUCUUUUUUCCUCCGAUUUUCGUUGAAGCGAGGUCUAAUCCGGCCCUGAAACGGAAUCGGUUGGGGACAUUUGCGCAGAUCUGUUUUGCUGAGAAUUGAAAGGACCUGGAAACUAGCUUUGAUUCGGAUCUGAAACCUUGUAUUUCGUCCCUAAUCAAACUCAAAGACUGGAUCUAAUUUAGGCUCGUACAAGGAAUUAAUUUUCUUUAAAGGCUAGUUUUUGUGUGAAAAAAUUGCAUUUUUAUAUAGCUUUCUGGACAAAAAUCUAAAGGUAGAUUGUGAACAAUGUUGGGAGCCAGUGGUUCUAUUCUCCAGCUCCGAACAAAACCCUGUCUUACACCUCAACUGAACGCUAGUCCGAUAACGAGGGUCUCCGGCAGACCGGCGAGAUGCUCUGCGACUAGGAAAUCGUCAAAUGCUGUGGAGAAAAAGUUCUUUGGAACUAGACUUAGGGCUUCCGGGUCGGAGAGAGUCCAUUUGUGGCGAUCCGACGGCCCCGGUAGGUCCCCGAAGCUUCGGGUUGUCGUCCGCUCCUCGCUCUCUGCCGUUCCUGAGAAGCCCCUUGGUCUAUACGACCCGUCGUUUGAUAAGGACUCUUGCGGUGUCGGCUUCGUCGCUGAAUUGUCCGGCGAAAGCAGUCGCAAAACGAUUACGGAUGCUCUGGAGAUGUUGGUGAGAAUGGCACAUAGAGGGGCUUGUGGUUGUGAGACAAAUACUGGUGAUGGUGCUGGAAUUCUUGUAGCCCUUCCUCACGAGUUCUACACAGAGGUUGCUAAGGAUGCUGGGUUUGAGCUUCCACCACCGGGUGAAUAUGCUGUUGGUAUGAUGUUCUUGCCCACAUCUGAAAGUCGCAGGCAAGAAAGUAAAAAUGUAUUUACAAAGGUAGCUGAAUCUCUUGGGCAUACUGUUCUUGGGUGGCGAUCAGUGCCAACAGAUAACUCAGGAUUGGGAAGGUCUGCUUUGCUGACAGAACCAGUGGUUGAGCAAGUCUUCCUUACCCCUAGUAAUAGGUCAAAAGUUGACCUGGAGCGCCAGAUGUACAUAUUAAGGAGGCUUUCAAUGGUUGCUAUACGCGCUGCGUUAAACCUGGAACAUGGUGGUGCUAAAGACUUUUACAUUUGCUCUCUCUCCUCGAGGACUAUUGUUUACAAAGGUCAGCUGAAGCCCGUUCAAUUGAAGGAUUACUAUUUUGCAGAUCUUGGCAAUGAAAGGUUUACGAGCUACAUGGCCCUGAUACACUCUCGAUUCUCAACAAAUACUUUUCCUAGCUGGGAUCGUGCUCAACCUAUGCGUGUCUUGGGCCACAAUGGGGAAAUAAACACCCUUAGAGGGAAUGUGAACUGGAUGAAUGCUCGAGAGGGAUUGUUGAAGUGCGAGGAAUUGGGUCUGUCAAAGAAUGAGUUAAAGAAGCUUUUACCCAUUGUUGAUGCUAGUUCAUCUGAUUCAGGAGCUUUCGAUGGUGUUCUUGAAUUCCUGAUUCGAUCUGGCAGAAGUCUUCCUGAAGCUGUAAUGAUGAUGAUACCUGAAGCAUGGCAAAAUGACAAGAAUAUGGAUCCUGAACGAAAGUCAUUGUAUGAGUACUUCUCAGCUCUCAUGGAGCCAUGGGAUGGACCAGCUCUUAUAUCAUUUACUGAUGGUCGAUACCUGGGAGCCACUCUUGAUCGAAAUGGAUUGCGACCUGGACGUUUCUACAUCACCCACAGUGGACGUGUUAUAAUGGCAAGUGAAGUUGGUGUUGUAGACAUUCCACCCGAAGAUGUUAGCAGGAAAGGAAGACUUAACCCUGGAAUGAUGCUUUUGGUAGAUUUUGAAAAUCAUAUUGUGGUAGAUGAUGAAGCCUUGAAGCAGCAGUAUUCAAUGGCAAGACCUUAUGGAGAGUGGCUGAAGAGGCAAAAGAUUGAGCUCAAAGACGUAGUUGAUUCUGUUCAUGAAUCUGACAGGGUUGCUCCAGCCAUAGCCGGAGUGUUGCCGGCAUCUGCUGAUGAUGAGAACAUGGAAAACAUGGGCAUCCAUGGUCUGUUGGCUCCUCUAAAAGCUUUUGGUUACACUGUUGAAGCCCUUGAAAUGUUGUUGCUUCCUAUGGCUAAAGAUGGUGUCGAGGCCCUUGGGUCAAUGGGGAAUGAUACUCCCUUGGCUGUCAUGUCCAGUAGAGAAAAGCUCACAUUUGAGUACUUCAAGCAAAUGUUUGCUCAAGUAACGAACCCCCCAAUUGAUCCUAUCCGAGAGAAGAUUGUCACUUCCAUGGAGUGUAUGAUUGGUCCAGAAGGAGACUUGACUGAAACCACUGAAGAACAAUGCCAUCGCCUCUCCCUGAAAGGGUCCCUUUUAUCAAUUGAAGAAAUGGAAGCAAUUAAAAAGAUGAAAUAUAGAGGUUGGCAAAGCAAAGUUCUUGACCUUACUUAUUCUAAGAGCCGUGGUAGGCAGGGCUUGGAGGAGACUUUGGAUAGGAUUUGCACUGAAGCUCAUGAUGCUAUUAAAGAGGGGUAUACUACAAUAGUACUUUCUGACAGAGCCUUCUCGAAGAAGCGUGUUGCCGUAAGCUCCCUCUUGGCUGUUGGUGCGGUUCAUCAAUAUCUUGUUAAAAAGCUUGAGCGCACUCAAGUUGGGUUAAUUAUUGAAUCUGCCGAGCCACGUGAAGUGCACCAUUUCUGUACACUCGUUGGAUUUGGUGCGGAUGCUAUCUGCCCAUACUUGGCAAUAGAGGCCAUUUGGAGAUUGCAGGUUGACGGUAAAAUCCCACCAAAAGCUAAUGGUGAGAUUCACUCCAAGGAGAAGCUGGUGAAGAAAUACUUCAAGGCAAGCAAUUAUGGAAUGAUGAAGGUUCUUGCCAAGAUGGGAAUAUCAACUUUGGCUUCUUACAAGGGUGCUCAGAUUUUUGAGGCUCUGGGUCUUUCAUCAGAAGUGAUCGAGAGGUGCUUUGCUGGAACUCCAAGUAGAGUGGAAGGUGCAACAUUUGAGAUGCUUGCUGGUGAUGCUCUUCAUCUGCAUGAUUUAGCAUUCCCAUCUCGCGCGUUUCCCAAAGGAAGUGCAGAAUCUGUGGCCCUGCCAAAUCCUGGGGUUUACCACUGGAGGAAAGGUGGUGAGAUUCACCUCAAUGACCCUCUCGCAAUAGCAAAGCUUCAAGAGGCUGCCAGAACUAAUAGUGUGGCUGCUUACAAAGAGUAUUCCAAGCUCAUUCAUGAAUUGAAUAAAGCCUGCAAUUUGCGGGGGAUAUUGAAAUUUAAAAAGUCAGACGUGAAAGUUCCCUUGGAUGAAGUGGAACCUGCCAGUGAAAUUGUUAAGAGGUUCUGUACUGGGGCCAUGAGUUAUGGAUCUAUAUCAUUGGAGGCACACACAACACUGGCUAUUGCUAUGAACAGAAUCGGGGGGAAAUCGAAUACAGGUGAGGGAGGCGAGCAGCCCUCUCGCAUGGAGCCUCUUCCGGACGGUUCCAGGAAUCCAAAGAGGAGUGCUAUCAAACAAGUUGCCAGUGGGAGAUUUGGAGUCUCGAGUUACUAUCUUACAAAUGCUGAUGAGCUGCAGAUAAAAAUGGCUCAGGGGGCCAAGCCCGGUGAAGGAGGUGAACUUCCUGGUCACAAAGUUGUAGGAGAAAUUGCUGUCACCAGGAAUUCUACUGCUGGAGUGGGACUUAUUAGCCCGCCUCCUCAUCAUGAUAUCUAUUCAAUUGAGGACCUAGCUCAAUUAAUUCAUGAUCUAAAGAAUGCUAAUCCGGGUGCUCGAAUCAGUGUCAAGUUAGUAUCUGAAGCUGGUGUUGGUGUAGUUGCCAGUGGAGUUGUUAAGGGGCAUGCCGACCAUGUCCUGAUCUCAGGUCACGAUGGAGGUACAGGGGCAUCUAGAUGGACUGGCAUCAAGAAUGCUGGGCUUCCGUGGGAACUUGGUUUAGCUGAGACUCACCAGACCUUAGUUGCAAAUGAUCUUCGUGGUCGCACAGUUCUCCAAACAGAUGGCCAGCUGAAAACCGGAAGAGACGUGGCCAUAGCUGCACUUCUUGGUGCAGAAGAGUUUGGUUUCAGCACAGCACCCCUCAUAACACUUGGCUGCAUCAUGAUGCGGAAGUGCCACAAAAAUACAUGCCCUGUUGGAAUUGCAACACAAGAUCCAGUGCUUCGGGAGAAGUUUGCUGGAGAACCUGAGCAUGUUAUUAACUUCUUCUUCAUGGUAGCAGAAGAGGUGAGAGAGAUAAUGUCACAGCUAGGAUUUCGAACUUUGACUGAGAUGGUUGGUCGCGCAGACAUGCUUGAAGUUGAUAGAGAAGUAACCAAAAACAAUGAGAAGCUGGACAACAUCAAUCUCUCCCUAUUACUCAGACCUGCUUCUGAUAUUCGGCCUGAAGCUGCCCAAUACUGUGUCCAGAAACAGGAUCAUGGAUUGGACAUGGCUUUGGACAACAAACUCAUUUCUCUUUCAACAGCUGCUCUAGAAAAGGCUUUUCCCGUGUACAUUGAUACACAAAUCUGCAACGUCAAUCGUGCUGUAGGAACAAUGCUUAGCCAUGAAGUGACCAAACGUUACCACAUGGCAGGGCUCCCUGCAGAUACCAUCCAUAUAAAAUUCAAUGGCAGUGCAGGUCAGAGUUUUGGAGCAUUCCUCUGUUCGGGCAUCUUACUGGAGCUUGAAGGUGACAGCAAUGAUUAUGUUGGUAAAGGUUUGUCAGGUGGCAAAAUUGUAGUUUAUCCUCCAAAGGGAAGCUUGUUCAAUCCGGAAGAAAAUAUUGUGAUUGGUAAUGUGGCUCUUUAUGGGGCAACAAGUGGGGAGGCAUAUUUCAAUGGAAUGGCAGCAGAGAGAUUCUGUGUUCGUAAUUCAGGGGCUAGGGCAGUUGUGGAAGGUGUUGGUGAUCAUGGUUGUGAGUACAUGACAGGUGGUAUUGUUGUUGUACUUGGAAAAACUGGCAGAAAUUUUGCGGCAGGUAUGAGUGGUGGCAUUGCUUAUGUUCUUGAUGUGGAUGGAAAAUUCCGAUCUAGAUGCAAUCCGGAGCUUGUUGAUCUUGAUAAAGUUGAAGAAGAAGAGGAUAUCAUGACUCUUAGAAUGAUGAUACAGCAGCAUCAACGUUACACAAACAGCAAUUUAGCCCGGGAUGUAAUAGAAGACUUUGAGAAGCUUCUUCCUAAAUUUAUUAAGGUUGUCCCCAGGGAAUACAAACGUGUUCUUGCAAACAUGAAAGUAGGGGAAGCCUCAAUAGAUUCUGUAAAGGAUGCUGCUAAAGAUGACGAGGUGUCAGAUGAGGAGGCUGAUUUGAUGAAGAAAGAUGCUUUUGAAGGGCUAAAGAAGAUGGCAUCUGCGACUUUGAAUGGGAAUUCCAACCAGAAAGUGGAAGAAGCUGAAUCCUUGAAGAGGCCUAGUCGCGUUGAUAAUGCUGUUAAACAUCGUGGUUUUAUAUCUUAUGAGCGUGAGGGUGUUCAAUACAGAGAUCCUGUCGUGAGAAUGAAUGACUGGGAAGAAGUUACGGAGGAAUCAAAACCUGGCCCACUUUUGAAGACUCAGUCUGCCCGUUGCAUGGACUGUGGCACUCCUUUCUGCCAUCAAGAGAACUCCGGAUGUCCUCUUGGAAACAAAAUACCUGAGUUCAAUGAGUUGGUAUACCAAAACAGGUGGCAUGAAGCAUUAGAUCGACUUCUUGAGACUAAUAAUUUCCCUGAGUUUACUGGCCGAGUAUGCCCCGCACCCUGUGAAGGGUCUUGUGUUCUUGGCAUCAUUGAAAAUCCGGUUUCGAUUAAAAACAUUGAAUGUGCCAUAAUUGACAAGGCCUUUGAAGAGGGUUGGAUGGUUCCAAGGCCUCCCGUGAAAAGAUCCGGGAAACGAGUAGCCAUUGUUGGAAGUGGUCCCUCUGGUUUGGCUGCAGCUGAUCAACUGAAUAGAAUGGGCCACACAGUAACUGUAUUUGAGCGUGCGGAUAGAAUUGGAGGACUUAUGAUGUAUGGAGUUCCCAACAUGAAGACUGACAAAGUGGAUGUUGUUCAACGGCGGGUUAACCUCAUGGCUGAGGAAGGUGUAAACUUUGUGGUUAAUGCUAAUGUUGGACUUGAUCCUUUGUAUUCUCUUGAGCGGUUUAGAGAGGAGAAUGAUGCCAUAGUUUUGGCAGUAGGAGCCACAAAACCAAGGGACCUUCCUGUACCAGGACGGGAGCUAUCAGGAGUCCAUUUUGCCAUGGAAUUUCUUCAUGCUAACACCAAAAGCUUGCUUGAUAGCAAUCUUCAGGAUGGUAAAUAUAUCUCUGCGAAGGGCAAGAAAGUGGUGGUAAUUGGUGGAGGUGACACAGGUACCGAUUGCAUCGGAACAUCCGUCCGACAUGGCUGCAGUAGCAUUAUAAACCUAGAGCUUCUUCCCGAGCCACCCCAAACUAGGGCUCCAGGAAAUCCAUGGCCACAGUGGCCUCGUAUUUUCCGGGUAGAUUAUGGACACCAAGAAGCUGCUGCAAAGUUUGGAAAAGACCCAAGGUCUUACGAGGUAUUGACCAAGAGAUUUGUAGGAGAUGAGAAUGGAAUAGUUAAAGGACUAGAGUUGGUACGUGUGAAAUGGGAGAAGGAUGCUUCUGGAAAGUUCCAAUUCAAGGAAGUCGAGGGUUCUGAGGAACUGAUUGAAGCUGACCUUGUUCUUCUUGCCAUGGGGUUCCUUGGCCCUGAGUCGACGGUGGCGGAUAAGCUGGGCUUGGAGCGCGACAACAGGUCAAACUUCAAAGCAGACUAUGGUCGCUUCUCAACCAGCGUGGAUGGAGUCUUCGCAGCAGGGGAUUGUCGGAGAGGUCAGUCCCUUGUGGUGUGGGCAAUCUCCGAGGGACGACAAGCGGCUGCACAGGUUGACAAAUACCUAAUGAGAGAAGACAAGAACGAUGUGAUUAGCUCAACAAACCAUGACGAUCAUCUUCUCAAGAGGCAUCAAGAUUUUAGCAAGAGGCAGCAAGACAGCGGUAAACACACAGUGAUGACAUAAGUGUCGUCGUUUUUUUUCUUCUUCUUUUCAGCGUUGCAGAAAUAUUGUUUUAGGUAGUAGAAUUGAUUAUCGCGUGGAUGGAUAAUCCCCACUGAGCAUGCUUAUGUCUCGCUAUGGAAAGGAACUGGUUUUGGCAGAAGCGGGAGGGAAUAAGGUUCAGCUUGAA